AUGCAACGAUAUUUCAUGAAAGAGUUCGAAUCGAAGAGAGAUCGGCGAACGCAGAGGUUUGGGUAUCAGAGUGUGCCGAUCCAGGAGUCAGCGUUUCUGGACGUCCCCAUUGAGCUUCCCCAGGGCCUCGGAGAUUUGAGUUCUGGAGAAUUCGCGGUGGGUUUCGCUGAAUGGUUUGAUGCUUCCAUCCGUGUGCAUGUUUGCCAGCACGCCAUCGAUCAACAUGGGCACGCGCACGGUGAUGCACAGAACCCCUCGGCACAGGAGUUGUUCACCCGCUGGAGGUCAAAGUACGACCUGGACGGUUUCCUGGGGAAGCCGCAGAAAUGGCUUGUUCAUCCAACCCUGGCGGUCAUGCAUGCACGCGGUCUUCUGGGGUUUGAUUUGUAUCAGCUGAUAUUUCGCGAGCGGGUGCGUGAUGUGUUCUUCCCUUCGCUUCUCUCUGAUCACGUGGUGUUGGCUUACCUUGGAACCCAGAAGGCGCCUCCUCGUCAAAGAGGAAGCGACGCCGAGCAACCUCAGGACGAUCGUAAGUACGCGUUGCACGUAGUCGGUCGGCGAGAUGCUGUAAGAGGAAGGAGAUUCGCACCUGCUCAUUUAAUUCGGUCGCUCAAGGUUCAGACGGGCAUCAAGAGUAUCAAACACAUGCAGGAACACGUUCAGAGAUGUUUGGAGUUCGCACUGCCUGGGGAGUCCGCGCAGGUGAUUGAAAAAAUAACAAAAGAUGAUUUUGCAGCUCCGUCGGAGAAGACUUCAGUGAAAGCACGUCUCAGGCUUGAUAGUACCAUGAUGUUGUUACGACAGGUUCUGAAUCGGCAGGGCGGCUGGAUGCGGCAGCUGUGGUACGACGCAAGCCCUCAGAGGGGCAUCGAGUUGUUCUCAGUUCGUGAGUUUUGCCAUCAGCAUGCCGACAUGACCACGGCACAGUUUCGCACGCUGCCUGUCUGCACUCUUGGCGUGGGCCACUUCACGGCCGCAGAUAAGGCUGUCGCCGUCCUGCACACCAUCGCCUUAGAGAGCGGCUAUAAAGAAUUGUGGAUCAGGCAUUGGUGUGAAUCCGUUCGGGUGGUAUCCCCAGACAGUGGUACGGAAAGUCACGUCAUCGAUUUCAAAGAUUUUACCAAGGCUUUUCUGAAGGGUGAGGCAGCGCAUGUGUCUGCUGCUGAUCUGUCUGACGCGUUUUUGUUCCCGAACGCGUUUUGGCUACCGGAGGGAAAUCACGUUUGGGAUCUCAUUCUCAGGACUGUGUUUAACGGCAUGGAGUGGUGGGACGCCUUCUUUGGCGAUUUGAACCACUUGGUCGCCUUCCUCCGCGACGACGGACACCGAGGUAUUUUACGUCGCGUUUUGGAGGAAUUGCUUCCGACCGAGGCCCAGAAAUUUGCCAGGGCCCCUCGGUCGUGCUUCAAGUUGCGAUGGGGUACAGUUUCUGCUGCAGCGGCAGACAUCCUAGCCAUGGGCACUGGCUUCCAUUGCAGCUGGAGAUUAGAUCGGAUGCCCACGCAAGGCCCCGAUGCCAGGAGAGUUGAUGCCAUUGCUCGGGACGGUUCUUUCUGGGCCAAGCUCAACGUCGUCUGCGACCUCGGCCAGGACAUCGACGUUGAGAGGAGCUGGAUGCAAGGCUGCCCGUGCCACGAGGAGGAGUGCAUCGAGCACGCCAGGAAGGGCAUGACCUUCAAGUGCCCAAACAAUCGGAAGUCGUGCAGAGGCCCUCAGAUUCGACAGAGGCUCCAGGAUACUUUUGCCAGGUGGCGGGACAACCAGACUGCCCUCCGCACGACUUCCGAUGACGACCCGACGGGCGAGAUCUACCGUGCUGUUCAUGCGGCGUACAGCCAUCUCUUGGGCGUGGCCAAACACAAGUUCAAGUUCUUAGAUCAUUUGCCAUAUCGCUUCUGGGAGGCUCGGGAUCCAGCGAUUGCUCGAGAACUGCUGGGCCUGUAUCGUCGGGGCGUGGCGGAUGGCUCGCAGCAUCACCGCGUGGCCGUCAGGUGGUGCGAGGGCGAUCUCAGCGCCGACUUCAUCGACCACUGCGAGGGCCGCGGGAUGUCGUCUCGACUUGACGCCGAGAUCAAAGCACUCGAGUACGCGAAGUUCGACGGGGCUAGCGCUGAGGCAGUUCACGGGCAGCUGGCCCGCAUUGCGACGGCAUCUACAGGGUCGUCUUUUCGAUUCAAGGCCAGUGGAGUGCGUUUGAACCAGAAUUUGACGGAAUACGACCUUUAUUGUUCUCUUGGGUGGGCAGACAAGCUCCACGCUUACUGGAACAAGCACAAGGCUGUGCUGCAAAGUAAGACGGGGAGGAGGGGCGCGCUAGUGCCCAAACGUGUUUCAGAUGCUGCUUACUGCGCCCAGGUUUACCGAUACGGAUGGCAUUCCCAACAGGAUUGGGGCGAGCUCAGGUCGCACGUCAGUGGCCAGCCGCGCGCUCGACGGGCGCAGGCUUCAGCGCUCUUCGCCAAGAUCAAGAAAGAUUUCAUUUCUUCUCUGAUUAAGCCUCGUCAGCUGUACUCCGUCCGCACGCAUCCCGAUAAGAUCGAGGAGGCCCGAAGCUCGACUGCGAUUGACGAUGGCGAGAGCGGCGACGCUGUGCGCGAGUUGGAGGUCUUCGAGGUUAUCGACAUGAACCCAAAUGGGAAGAGGGUCCCCGAGGCUUACGACACGUCGUCGAUGUUCUGCCCUGCCAUGGUCAGGAAAUGGGUUUUGCACGGGGCAGGGCCAUUGCAACAAGCACCAGCGCAUCUUACCCUUCAGCCGUCUCGAGGAGACCCGACCGUCAUGGACAUGACCGCGAUGACGUCUUGGGUGAAGCUGAGGGACUCACUGCGCAUGUGGGCCGAGCGGCGCCCGUCUGAUGUCGACGGCUGUCUUGACGUCUCUAAGCCCGUGCAUUGGAAUGGCCUCAUACCUCUGCCUUGGGACCCUGGGACAUGCCCAGCUGUGGCGAUGUUAGGCCGCUUGAAGGAUGAAGGGUGGACCGAAGGAAAGCCAGACCACCAUCGGCUGCCGAUCGAUGACAAGAAGCUCAGUAUGAAAGACGUUGUCGCUAGGAAGUCUUACCUUCUUUGUCUGUUGGAUGCGGCGUCCCUGCAGGACCGAGGGUGCGACGCCAUCUACGCUGACCAGGUUGAGCAGUACUACCGAUGCCUCCUCAACGUUGACCCGAAGACUCCGCCUAACCGUGGUGCUGACUUCUAUCGCAGGGCGUUGAAGUCUGGCGGCUGCGGUAGCUUGGCGGACGUCGUGAUCGACGCUGACGGCGUCGGGGUGCCGAUUCACGUCAUGGGCGCUGCAGUCGAAGCUCGGCCAGCUCCUCUGCCACCAGCUGGCGGCGGGGCGGCGGCCAUCCAGGCGCCCAUCGUCGUCGUCGGCGGAGUCUGGCAAGCGGCCCCGAUCGGUAAGAUCCACGGGGGCUUCAUCGAGGGUUGCAGGAUCCACGAGGAGGUUUACAGCGAUCAAUACCAGAGCUACUCCAGGACGCAUUUUGGAGUCUCAGAGAUCUAUGCUUACCUCGGGAUCUGGGCGAGGAACGCUCAGUUGUACGACACGGCAGCGGAUCACAUCAAGGAUCCCAAGCCCACUGUUGCACAGUUGCGCGCGUAUUGCGCAGAGAAGGGUUGGCUGUGA
Messenger RNA from Prorocentrum cordatum, 3627 nucleotides. NCBI's taxonomy places the organism in Eukaryota, Dinophyceae, Prorocentrales, Prorocentraceae. The record is from the annotation of a GenBank genome assembly.